AGCUCAUUUAUUCUAGCUGCAAAUACGAACUACAUGGUGACCACCAGUUUAUAGUACCACUCUAUUGGGUGCUAUGAAAUGCAAUCAAAAUGUGCAAUGUGAAUUAAAAUAAGACGGUGUAAACAUAAAGGAUUGUUCGGGAAGCACCGGCCAUCACAUCACCGUCGGCUUUGUUGUGAAAUAUUAUUUUGGAUUUUUAACCCAUUCUAGUGAUCUGGAUAUAUUAUUAAACGAAUACGUAUGGCCCAAGCAAGCAUUAACAAUAGCCUGCAAUGGGUGGUAAGUACAUAAACUGAUACGGUCAGCAUGUUGAUAGUUUUAACAAACAAACAUUCAGUUCACAGAUGGAGGAAAGGUUAUGACCCCAUGUCAAGUCACGUGGCUAUUUAUCCGAUAUCCGAUUGGACGCACACCGCGGGCACUUUCAAAUUUAAAAGCGGUGCGAAAUCACAACACGUUUGCUGGGAAUAGGGGGAAGGUAGCGGAAAAAAUCACCUUAGCUAAAAGACCUUGUCAGUCUCAGCAGAGAGAUUUUGCCCUUCUUAAUGGUGGUCGUCUUAUAACAACAAACAAAAUGGCAGAGGGACCGUUGAAGACUCUUUUCGAUAACAUGAAUGCCAAGGCUGAAAAUGAGAAAAAGACCAAGAGUAAAGGAAAAGCCACCAAACCACAAGUUAUGGAAGGAGAAAACACAGAUAUCGUACACUUACCAGCGUCGGGGGAGGGAGAAGAUGCCAAAAAGGGAACAAAGAAACGUGUUUCUAUUGAAAGAAUAUACCAGAAGAAAUCACAGUUGGAACACAUUCUGCUACGUCCAGAUUCCUACAUUGGUUCCACUGAACCUGUAACACAGGGUAUGUGGGUGUACGAUGAUAUACAAGAACAAAUGGUUCAGAGAGAGAUCACAUUUGUGCCUGGCCUGUACAAAAUCUUUGAUGAAAUUUUAGUUAAUGCUGCCGACAACAAGCAGAGAGAUCCUAGCAUGAACUGUAUAAGAAUUGAAAUAGAUCCCGAGAACAAUAAAAUAAAGAUCUGGAACAAUGGCCGAGGCAUCCCAGUUGUUGAACAUAAAACAGAAAAGAUGUAUGUACCAACCAUGAUUUUCGGCCAUCUCCUUACCUCAAGUAACUACGACGAUACAGAGAAAAAAGUCACAGGGGGCAGAAACGGAUAUGGUGCCAAGCUGUGUAAUAUUUUCAGCACUAAAUUCAUUGUUGAAACCUCUUCCAAAGAAUACCAUAAAGGAUUCAAACAGACUUGGAUUAACAACAUGGGCCAAACAAAGGAACCAACAAUUACAGAGGCAAAGAGUGACGACUUCACAGCUAUCACAUUCUACCCAGAUCUGCCUAAGUUCAAGAUGGAGACCCUGGAUAGGGACACAGUGGACCUCUUCACACGCCGAGCCUAUGAUAUUGCUGCAGUGGCAAGCGGUGUAAAAGUGUGGCUCAAUGGGAAAAAGCUACCAGUAAAGAAUUUCCAGGAAUACAUUAACCUUUACGUGAAGGAUAAGAUGGAUGAAAAUAAUAUGCCUAUCAAGGUGUGUUAUGAGAAAGCUCACGAACGCUGGGAAGUGGCAGCCAUGAUCAGUGAAAAAGGAUACCAGCAAGUCAGCUUUGUAAACAGUAUAGCCACCACGAAGGGUGGUCGUCAUGUUGACUACAUCACAGAUCAGGUUGUCAACAAGCUUAUUGAAAUUGUAAAGAAGAAAAACAAGGGUGGAGUGGCCAUCAAACCUUUCCAGAUCAAAAAUCAUUUAUGGGUGUUUGUGAACUCCAUGAUCGAAAACCCUACAUUUGAUUCACAGACCAAGGAAAACAUGACACUGCAGGUCAAGGCAUUUGGAUCCAAGUGUUCUCUGUCCGAAAAAUUUGUUACCUCAGUGAGUAAGUGUGGAAUUGUGGAAAGCAUCAUGAGCUGGAUGAGAUUUAAGGCCCAGGCUCAGCUCAACAAGAAGUGUAGUGGCAGCAAGCACUCUAAACUCAAAGGAAUUCCCAAACUGGACGAUGCCAAUGAGGCUGGUACAAAGUUCUCCAAGGAUUGCACUCUUAUCCUGACGGAGGGAGACUCAGCCAAGACUCUGGCAGUCGCUGGCCUAGGGAUUGUUGGACGUGACAAAUAUGGAGUGUUCCCUCUCAAGGGAAAGGUGCUCAACGUACGAGAAGCUACACAUAAACAGAUCAUGGAAAAUGCAGAGAUUAACAACAUAAUAAAGAUCAUGGGCCUACAGUUCAAACAGAAUUAUGACAGCGAAGAAUCACUGAAGACAUUACGUUAUGGUAAACUGAUGAUCAUGACAGAUCAGGACCAGGACGGCUCCCAUAUCAAAGGUCUCCUCAUCAACCUGAUGCACCAUUUCUGGCCUGCCCUACUCAAACGUAACGUCGUCAACCAGUUCAUCACACCAAUCGUCAAGGUAACAAAGGGUAAGGAUGAAUUAUCCUUCUACAGUCUACCGGAGUUUGAGGAGUGGAAGAGGGAUACUAUCAACUGGCACACAUGGAAAGUCAAGUACUACAAAGGUUUGGGUACCAGCACAGCCAAGGAAGCAAAGGAGUAUUUUGCUGAUAUGGAUAGACACAAGAUUGACUUUCGUUACACUGGUGUAGAGGACGACGCCUCCAUUACUCUGGCAUUUAGCAGAAAGAAGAUUGAAGAGAGGAAAGAAUGGCUGACUACAUGGAUGGAGGAGAGAAAACGUCGCUCAGAGAUGGGGUUGCCAGAGCUGUACCUGUAUGGCAAAGAGACGAAGCACAUCACCUUCAACGACUUCAUCAAUCGAGAAUUGAUCUUGUUUAGCAAUGCCGACAACAAUCGCUCCAUCCCUUCCAUGGUGGAUGGCUUCAAACCAGGACAGAGAAAGGUUCUCUUUACAUGCUUCAAGCGUAAUCAGCUGAAGGAAAUCAAGGUUGCACAGUUAGCAGGCUCUGUGGGCGAACAGUCUGCCUACCACCACGGAGAGAACUCCUUGAUGGGCACAAUCAUCAACUUAGCCCAGAACUUUGUCGGUUCUAACAACAUCAACACGCUGAAGCCCAUUGGUCAGUUUGGUACCCGUCUACAUGGUGGCAAGGAUGCUGCUAGUCCCCGUUAUAUCUUCACUGCACUCAGUCCAAUGGCCAAACUUGCAUUCAACCCCAAGGACGAGCCACUACUGGAGUCCAACUUCGAUGAUAAUCAGAAGAUUGAGCCAACUUGGUACUGUCCGAUCUUACCUAUGGUGUUGGUCAAUGGAGCUGAAGGAAUCGGCACAGGCUGGAGCACAAAAAUUGCCAACUAUGACCCACGAGAGAUCAUCGCUAACAUUAAGAGACUUAUGGACAAUGAAGAAGUUCACCCAAUGUUGCCUUCCUUCAAGGGUUUCAAGGGCACCAUUCAGGAACUGUGCCCGAACAGGUACCUCGUGUCGGGUGAGAUCUCCAUCAUCGAUGAACAGACAGUGGAGAUCACAGAACUGCCAAUACGUACCUGGACUCAGAACUACAAGGAGGAUGUACUGGAGCCUAUGCUUUACGGCAAUGACAAACAACCUGUCAUGAUCACAGACUACAAAGAGUAUCACACAGACACAACGGUGAGGUUUGUGGUCAAGAUGACUCCAGAGAAGCUGGCCCAGGCAGAAGACACAGGGCUACACAAAGUCUUCAAACUACAGACCAACUUGUCACAGACUUCCAUGGUAUUGUUUGAUCCCAAUGGUUGUAUCAAGAGGUACGAGACAGUGGAAGAUAUCCUACGCGAGUUUUAUGCCCUUCGCUUAGAGUACUACCAGAAAAGAAAGGACUACAUGCUGGGAAUGCUAUCUGCGGAAUCAUUGAAGUUUGAUAACAUGGCUCGCUUCAUUCUUGAGAAGAUUGAUGGCACUAUUGUCAUUGAAAACAAACCAAAGAAGGAGCUGAUCUCUAUGCUUGUGAGGAGAGGUUACGAUAGUGAUCCCAUUAAGGCCUGGAAAUCCAAGCAGGAUAUAAACAUCAAGGAUGAUGAUGAUGAUGAUGAUGAAGACAAUGAAGGUCCAGACUUCAACUAUCUGUUGGGUAUGCAACUGUGGAGUCUGUCUCGCGAGAAGAAAGACGAACUGCUGAAACAGAAAGAGGCAAAGGCCAAAGAAUUGUCCAGUCUCAGACAGAAGACAAAAAUGGACCUGUGGAAAGAUGAUCUGGAGGAGUUCCUAACUGAACUAGAUGAAGUGGAACUGAGAGAAAAAGAGGAUGAAGCUAUAGGCAUCACAAAGGUGACCAAGACAAAAGGUGGCAGCAAGCCACGUGUCAAGAAGGUGGCUAUCAUAGAGACACAGCCAUCGCCAAUGGGCAAGCGUGUUGAACCACGAAUAGAAUCGGCUAUGAAGAAGGUUACAAAGGCAACCAUUGCAAAAGGGAAAAAGGCAGGGAAGGAAGCCAAGACUUUGGAAUUUAAGAUGGAGGAUGAGGAGGAUGAGCCUAUGAGUCUGGCUGAUCGUAUUAAGGCUAAAGAUUUGGGCAUGGCAGCAGGCGAGGGCAACGAAAAAAAGAAACGAAAUCCAAAAAAACCGAAGGCUGAACCUGGUGCUCUUAAGAAAACCUCACCCAAGAAGUCCCCUAAAAAGGGCAAAAAAAGGAAUCCCUGGUCUGACGAUUCUGAGGAAGAAAUGUCUGACUUCUCUAAUGAGGACAUGGAUGGAAGCUUCCGUGAGACAGUUAUCAGCAGAGACAGAAUGCCAAGACGAGCAGCAGCUUCUAAACCUCGAUAUAGUUACGGGUCAGACGAGGAGGCUAUCAAGUCAGACUCAGACAAUGAUGACUUCCAACCAGUGGCAGAUGCAGACUUUAAACCAGCUGCUGCAGAUGAACCAUUGAGUGAGGAAGAAGAAUCGUUCAUAGGGAAACCAGUCAAAUCAAAAGCAGCUCCAGCAAAAACGACAUUAAUUUCAUCUGGUGAAGAAGAUGACCAGUUUAAUGGGGAUACAAACUCACAGGACAUUUGGGGCCAGUCCCAAUCACCAAAAGCUGAUCCAGUUAUGGUAGGUGAUAGUGAUGAAGAGGAGAUGUUUAAACCCAUAGCACCAAUCAAAUUAAAGAAAACUGGGGCCAAAAAACCUCCAGCGAAGAAAAAGCCUGCUGACCCAAAACAGCCCUCCAUUGCCCAGGCCCUGGCCAAGACCAAGCCUGUCACAAAAGCCCCUAUUCUACUGGACAGUGACGACGAUGAUGAUGGAAUUUUACUGCCCAUUCAAGAUGGACCUCCAAAAGAGAAGAAAGCCAGGAAACCUAAAGCUAAGAAAUCUGUGGACUCUGAUGAUGAGGACAAGCCCAAGAAAAAGCCAGUGAAUAAGAGACCGGCAAAGUAUAUUGAUUCAGAUAUGUCUGGAGAUGAAUUUGUACCCAAGAAGAAAAAAGCAACAAAAAAACCAGCAAAGGGCAAGAAGAAGGCCUUUUCCAGUGACGAUGAUGGAAGUGACAUGGCUGACGAGGUGUAUGUCCCACGUGCUACUACAGGAAGGGCUCGCAACGCUGUCAAAUAUACAUUUGAAGACGAUGACAGCGACAUGGAUUGAACAUAGCCGCAUGGUUUAAGAACCUACAAACACUUGGAACACUGGUUGAACUUUGAUGUGUUCUCACAAGAUCAUAGCAUUGGGACUUCAAUGUUCGGAUAAGGUCUUAUUUCACACAAAAUUAGGAUUUUUCCCGACAUCCUUGUAAGAUCUGUAUGGAAUAACCUCACUUGUUCUGGUUCAAACGGGACCUUUUCUGAUUUGUGUUACAAUGUUCUGCCAUUGCGGCAGUCCGUUCACAUACAGAUGUAGCUCUUGUAAAGAUGACUACUGCACUAUUGUAUGUUGUGAAGAGAGCAGAAUCUCAAAAUAUGUAUUCUGUAAUCAUAGAAUUAAUUUAUUUUAAACGAAUGACAAGGAAUUUUAUCAACGACUGGGGAUACUUUGUGUCUUGUUUGUGAAUUAAAUUUGUAAUACAUAAAUGUAUGAUUGAAAUAUUUGAUAGUCUGCAAGGGUUUGAAGAAAUUUCUCCAUAUUUUUAUGGACGGUUAAAUUACAGUUGAAAUGAUAAGAGACUAUAUCACACAACAGAUGGGCAGCUUUGAAAUUUUUAGUGUAUACUCCUGUUAUUAAGGGUAACUGUAGAGAGUACAAUAUGAACAUUGUUGCUUGGGCAGACCCUUAUCAAACUACACUGGAUAUUGUACAACUAUAUUCGCUAUCUCAUGCGAACUAUGAUAUGAAAAGGUAGUACAAAUAUCAUGAUUCUCCUAAUGUACUUGUAGCAUUUUAUGUUUCAUAUUUUUGUCACUGAACAAAAUUCUGUGAAUUGAUAUUGAAGUGUAAAUUGUUUCUUUCUGUGCUUUCGUCGCCAAAUAGAAACAAAAAAAUUUUUUUUUAAUUUGAAACAUUUUGGAGAGCUUUUCUGUAUUGAUAACUUACAGACGGUAUCUAGCAAUUUUUAGUACAUCAUAAAAAAUGUAAGUUUAAAGUAUAUUUAUCAUCUGUUUUUAGUUUUAAAUCUGUUUUGAUUGUGAGAAAUGAUUGUCUGUGAUCAACUUCAUGUUUCAUUACCAUCCCAUGUUUGCUGUAUUUCAUCUCAUUAGUAUAUUUUGUGACUACUUACUUUACAUUGGUAGCUUGAGACGGUUGAAUGCUGGAUUUAAAAAGUCACUUUCAUCAAUCAACGUGUACUGUUUUAAACUUUCUGGACAUUUUGCUUUCUGUAAAUCUCCUGUCUUUCUUUCGAUCGUGUUUUGUGUGAGAGAGAGUACGAUCUACAGGCAGUUAUACUGUAUGAAAACAGAAUUCUUGUCAUGAUAAUAUUGUCCAUGUCUCAUUAAACCAUUGACCAAA
This is a messenger RNA of Ylistrum balloti, 6826 nucleotides long. RefSeq names its product DNA topoisomerase 2-alpha-like. NCBI's taxonomy places the organism in Eukaryota, Metazoa, Mollusca, Bivalvia, Pectinida, Pectinidae. Bases 359 to 5530 code for a protein of 1723 amino acids. The transcript is spliced from 33 exons. The record is from RefSeq and is a predicted model, not a curated record. Gene Ontology annotation, cellular component: nucleus. Gene Ontology annotation, molecular function: ATP binding; DNA topoisomerase type II (double strand cut, ATP-hydrolyzing) activity; DNA binding. Gene Ontology annotation, biological process: DNA topological change; sister chromatid segregation; resolution of meiotic recombination intermediates.